Messenger RNA from Diaporthe batatas, 2093 nucleotides. RefSeq lists its product as uncharacterized. Lineage: Eukaryota; Fungi; Ascomycota; Sordariomycetes; Diaporthales; Diaporthaceae. The transcript has 4 exons. Gene Ontology annotation, cellular component: membrane. The record is from RefSeq and is a predicted model, not a curated record. Gene Ontology annotation, molecular function: monoatomic cation transmembrane transporter activity. Gene Ontology annotation, biological process: transmembrane transport; monoatomic cation transport. The coding region runs from base 1 to 1128 and encodes 375 amino acids.
AUGGCGGACAACAACCUGUCAGUGCCGGAACAGAAGACAGAGCUGCCCCUCAGCUCUCUCUCCAGGGCCCUGUCGGAGAUAUCAUCUAUUCAGGUGGAGAAGAAACGCAAGAUAUCGCUCCACCCAGAAAAGCCAGUCAAGGAAUUCUACGAGGUGCAAAAUGAGGAGAUCAGGUCGUUUCUCAUGCCUGUGGAGCAGCACCAGCAAUCGCUCGAGGACACGCAGGAGGCUUCCGGCCUCCGCUACCAGAUUGCCGUCAAGGGCAGUCUCUGUGCCAACGUCUGCCUCUCUGGGCUGCAGCUCUACGCCGCUAUCUCUUCGGGAUCCUUGUCGUUGAUCACGACCAUGGUCGACUCGUGCUUUGAUCCGUUUUCAGGACUUUUGCUGUACAUGGCACACCGAACAGUGACCAAAGCCAGCCCAACAAAAUAUCCUGUCGGCAGGGCGCGUAUCUCCACAGCAGGCAACAUCGUGUUUUCGUUCGUCAUGUUCACCGUGUCCGUCGUCAUUUUGGUCCAGGCCCUCCAGACGUUCAUCAAGGGAUCCACCGCCGAGACGCGGCCCUUCUUCCUGCCUUCCAUCAUCUCCGUAUCGGCGGCCUUCUGUACCAAGUUCUGCCUAUUUCUGUACUGUUGGACCAUCAAGCAGCACUUUUCGCAGGUGGAGAUCCUCUGGCGGGACCACAGAAACGACCUCUUCCUCAACGGAUUCGGCAUCCUGACCUCUGUUGGGGGCAGCAAGCUGCGCUGGUGGAUCGACCCGAUGGGCGCGACCAUACUGUCUGUGACAAUAGCUGGGCUCUGGCUGCACACGGCAUAUGACGAAUUCCAGCUUAUCAUCGGCGUGUCUGCGGAGCGCGAGAUACUCCGACUGAUCACAUACAUCGCCAUGACCCAUUCACCAGAGAUACAGCAGAUCGACACCGUUCGGGCUUACUACUGCGGCCCGCGCCUGAUUGCCGAAGUCGAUGUGGUUAUGAACAAAGACGAAAGGGUCGAGAUUGCGCACGACGUCGCGGAGGCGUUGCAAAUCAAGCUGGAGAAGCUCCCUUCAGUAGAAAGAGCUUACGUCCACAUAGACUAUGAAACGAGUCACAAGCCAGAACAUUGUUUGAAGAAGUUGACAUGAUUAAUGACUUAUCAGCCACAACAUUAGUUUAUUUUGAUCAUUUUAAUCUUGAAAAAUACCGAGCCCUGGCGGCUCUUGUAGACGAGCUUGGUGUUGCGUAGAUACAUUACUGUUCAGGGCAACCGCAACGGCUUCGAAGAUCUGUCUAGUCUUACCAGAGAAACUGGCUAAUUAUACACCUCGUAUUGCACGAUCUAUGUGACCAUGCAGUGCAACUUCUCCCUCUGCACGCGUCCCUUCAGGACGGUCUGCUUUGCCCACCUGGGCAGCCUCUGUUUGCCGCAAGCCGGUUUCAGUCCUUGACUUCAACAAUCCACAACCAUCAAGCGAAGCACAUUCCCGGUGACAUCAGGUACCUCGGUUCCGAGAAGGCGCUCGAAUUAGACCGAUAUCGUUGUCGGUUUCGUCGUAGUUGCUGUCCUGAAGUGCGCAUGCCGCCGACCUCUUCGCUCAUAGGUACAGGUAUCCGGCGACAGCAAGGCCAAUCAUUAUGAUAGACAGCCAUUGCAGAAACAUUUCGGACUCGGUCUCCUUCAUCCCUUUCGUCACGGUCGCUUCCCACGCAACACCGGGUGCAGUCCUCUCCUCCUCUGUCAUCUCUGCGGUGGACUUUUUGUUGGCCAUCUUGACACUGAGUUCUUCUGGAUGGUCGUUGCAGUGUUGAGAACGAGAUCCAAGCUUGAGACAAUGACUUGCUUUUGAAGUGCUUUUGAAGUGAUUUUGGAUGCCAAGGAAUCGCGGAUGGUAGAAUUAAGGUUGAGUUCGUCAGAUUAAAAGUCGACAAUAGUCAGGCAAGGCAGAGAGAAAAGUGCGAGCUUGAGUUAUUAUUUUGAUAAUGUCUUCUACUGCCCAGGUGUUUUGCACUAUACUAGGGAAGCAGGUGCUGGCCACGUUAUAUGUUGUUCGCAGUGGAGGUCCAUUCUCCGGGUCCCUGCAUUCCGGAUGGGGAGGAUUGUGGGCCGAUA